CAGAUCAGAUAACACACGAGAGUGGACUCUGGUCAGCUGCAGGGCAAGACUUUCAGUCAGCAAUAUGGGGAAACUGCUGGUCAUCGCUGUUGUUUGUGUGCAGCUGUGCUGUGCGCAGUACCCGAGAUACCUUCGUUUCCCGGUUGGGAGAGGCGACGACACCAAAUGCCAUGACAACCAGGUUGACAAGAAGUACAACAUCGGUGACGUCUGGAGCUCCCCAUUCUCUGGCUGUAAACAGAGCCACUGCAUCAAGGACAACGGCGUUCUUUACAUCGACCGAUUCCAGUGUCCGUCGGUAAGAAAGCAAGUGGACUUCAAGAAGCUAAAGGCCAACAAUCUGUUCUGCCGCGAGGCUCGGGGAGACAGGAGGAAGGAGUUCCCCGACUGCUGUGCCCGCCUUGUCUGUAAACACUACGUGGACGGGAAGCUUGUGCCGCUGCCGGCGCACAAAUAUCCCCUGCUCUAGUCAGCGAUGGAAUGGAACUACAGUUGCUCGAAUGAGAACCAAAGACGUCUAAAUAUUCGUCCGUGUGUGCACAUUUGAUGCGACCGAAUGUUGCUAUUGCUGCGCGGGCUUUCAGUGCAAGUCAUGUGAUAUUGGCGCAAUGACAAUUUAGAUGGUUUUUGUGCAUGCACGUACCACUUUGUUACUACUGAGCGCUGUUUUUGUACUGCACCAAUCUGAUGCUCAGGUAAAUAUACUUUUGAGGGUUGAUGUGGGAACUGUUGAGACAUCUUGGCAAAUCAUUCUCCAUAAUGUCGUCGUUCAUGGCAGUGCCAUGAUCGUCCGGACAACGAGGAAGUGUUCAGGGGCCGUUUCCCCAGUCAGAUAUUAUUUUACCAAUAUUCUUCCUUGGAAACGCAGUGAAAUUCAAUUCCAGACUGAGGCGUGAAUACACGUGAGAUAUAUCACUUUUGAGCCUGAAGCCUGGAACAAAAGACAGAAAAAUCACACAGUUGGGUCCUCCCGAGUAUGACAGACUAGCAGCAUUAGCUACCUGGGCAGCGCGGUUUCCAUCGAUCCAUCGUGGUUUCUGUUCACGCAAUACUCAGGGCAAGGUAGUUCGACCGGUAUGGACGCACAUAUCACAGAGGUUUUGACAGCCACACUCUUUCAGUUUGAGUUCUGAAACCCGAUUAUUUUCCUAAAUUUCACCUUUACUAGGUUCACCAUAUAGCUUCCGGAGGCAUUCAGGACCAAUCACGGGGUGUUCAAAGCGAAUGUUCUGUCCCCGGUUCUUCGACGACACCUGGUAGAUGUUUGCCUGAUGUGCGUUAGUUCAGCGGAGGUGGGCAAA
Molecule: messenger RNA, 1301 nt
Organism: Pollicipes pollicipes
Lineage: Eukaryota; Metazoa; Arthropoda; Thecostraca; Pollicipedomorpha; Pollicipedidae
Exons: 3
Coding region: 65-469 (134 amino acids)
Source: RefSeq, a predicted model, not a curated record